This is a messenger RNA of Topomyia yanbarensis, 4926 nucleotides long. It is a transcript of the gene Galphai, whose product is annotated as G protein alpha i subunit. The transcript is spliced from 6 exons. Gene Ontology annotation, cellular component: heterotrimeric G-protein complex. Gene Ontology annotation, molecular function: GTPase activity; G-protein beta/gamma-subunit complex binding; GTP binding. The coding region runs from base 483 to 1544 and encodes 353 amino acids. Lineage: Eukaryota; Metazoa; Arthropoda; Insecta; Diptera; Culicidae. Gene Ontology annotation, biological process: adenylate cyclase-modulating G protein-coupled receptor signaling pathway. The record is from RefSeq and is a predicted model, not a curated record.
CAGGAAAGGGACGUGACUCACACAUCGCUGUCAGUCUUCCUCCGAAGCACGGUCAUCAGUAGCAAAAACCGAGUCCCGCGAGUGAGAGCGUAUAGUUUGUUCCGUUGUCUGUCCGUUCGAUGCGUCGUCGCCGUCGUUGUCGUGUUGUGCCCUCUUCUCGUUGCUAGUUCCUCGGGGGAAAUCGGUUCCGUUUUUCCCUGCUUUUUUGUUCGUUUAGGACGCGCCCCUACUGUGCCGCAAGUAUCGCAAAAGUGUUCAACAAGUGUCAACGCGUCCCACGCGAGUGCACUUCGGAAGCCAGAUUUCUUUACAUGGGCUCAGGGCCACUUUUGAAAAUCGACGAAAAAGUGAGAGAAAAUUUUGUAGGUGUCUGCCCCAGUGCUGUGUGGUGUGGCGCUGAUUCAAAGUGAGUUUUUGGAGAAGACGAAAAAGAAGAAGCAGACACGAGAGAAGGCGAUCAAGUGAAAGAAGAGUGAAUAAAAAUGGGUUGUGCUGUGAGUCGAGAUAAGGAAGCCAUCGAACGUUCGAAAAAUAUUGACCGUGCCCUACGUGCCGAUGGAGAACGGGCGGCCAGCGAGGUGAAGCUGCUUCUGCUAGGAGCUGGCGAAUCUGGCAAAUCAACCAUUGUCAAACAGAUGAAAAUUAUCCACGAAACGGGCUACUCACAGGAAGAAUGCGAACAGUACCGACCGGUGGUGUACAGCAACACAAUUCAGAGCCUGAUGGCAAUCAUCCGAGCGAUGGGUCAGCUGAGGAUUGACUUUGCCGACGCCAGUAAGACAGACAUUGCCCGCCAGUUCUUCACAUACGCUUCGGCCACCGAGGAAGGCGAACUGACGCCCGAACUGGUAUCGCUCAUGAAAAAACUCUGGACCGAUCUGGGAGUGCAGAUGUGCUUCUCGCGAUCACGCGAAUAUCAGCUGAAUGAUUCCGCUGCAUACUACCUGAACUCGUUGGACCGGAUCUCACAGCCAAACUAUAUCCCCACUCAGCAGGAUGUGCUGCGGACACGAGUCAAGACGACCGGUAUCGUCGAAACGCACUUUAGUUUUAAGGGUAUACACUUCAAAAUGUUUGACGUGGGUGGUCAGCGAUCGGAGCGAAAGAAAUGGAUACACUGUUUUGAGGGAGUAACGGCAAUAAUUUUCUGCGUUGCCCUGUCAGGGUACGAUCUAGUGCUAGCAGAAGACGAAGAGAUGAACAGAAUGAUUGAAUCGAUGAAACUGUUCGAUUCGAUAUGCAACUCGAAGUGGUUCGUGGACACUUCCAUUAUACUGUUUUUGAACAAGAAGGAUCUGUUCGAGGAGAAGAUCACCCGAUCACCGCUCACAAUAUGCUUCCCCGAAUAUAGUGGAUCAAACACCUACGAGGAAGCCUCCAGCUACAUCCGAAUGAAGUUCGAAAACCUGAACAAACGAAAAGACCAGAAGGAAAUAUACACCCACCUGACUUGUGCGACCGAUACGAGCAACAUUCAGUUCGUGUUCGAUGCUGUAUCGGACGUGAUCAUCAAAAAUAACCUCAAGGACUGUGGACUGUUCUAGGCAGCACAAUUUGUAAGGACUAGCAUUAAACAAAAAUACACAGCCACACACACGUACGCACACAUCCAUACCCGUUUAACAUGAACAAGAUUCCCAACAGUGCCCAAUGCACUCUAAUUCGAAUCUAUAUUACUCUUCUCCUCCCCCACAAGGUCAAGCAAUCGGUGAACCUCAACCGCUGAGCGAAAAGCGUAAAAGUCGUGUUAUAUUUUGUACGUGCGAGCAAAUAUGUUCUGCUGGUAUUUGUUUGAACGAUGCGGAAUGUGUCGUUCAGUGUACUAUUAGAAUCGCAGUGUCAAAAUGUUGCAAUCAUCUUGUCGAUGCUCUUAACCCGGGCUUUUUCUAUGAAAGAUCGUGUCAAAAAUAUUGUUGGCCCUGCCAGGUCCUACCUAGCUACAAAUGCUAUUGCUAGACAAAAGUAACAAAACAAUGGCGCACAUUUUAGGACAUGAAGAAAACACGCUUAUGUUAAUAACUACUUUUAACUAUUACUCUUAAUAUGAAGCUAAAAAUGAAAAUCUUAAAGAGAAACUUUUAAACAAGUCUAUUAUCAGAAAAAAAAAAAAGUAACAGUAUAUGUUUAUAAAAAAACUAAUCAUGAUCAAAAGUGAAAUCCAUGAUAAACGAAACCAGUAAAUAUAUUUUUUAUAUUUUAUAGGAAAAUAUAUGAAAUUCAUUGUACGUUGUUCAAUUAACGAAAUAAAUUGUGUCCGCCUUGUUACUGAGAGUGAAAUGUGUAACUGCUACUAAAUCUAGAGAUGGAUGAUUCUUCUCCUAAUGAGGAGCAAAAGCAAACGAAACUAAGUGAAAAAAUUAAAAUAAUAUUUAUACCUUACUGUUAGAUGUUAUCUAAGCAUAUAAGAGACGAAUUUAAAAGGCAAGGCUCUCGCCAUACAUCUCACCAUCAUAAAUUUCCGCGACAAUAGAACAUAGGACUACAUCGGUCAGAUUCAAAACACAUGGGUAGCUAUUUAUUAUUAUAAUUAUUUUUAGAGUGUAUCAAAUUUCACUCCUCAAUACUUUAGCCGCUUUGCCGAACGGAAAAAAAUAUUCUGCUUCAAGCAACUAAACAUCUCCAAAGUCUCUCAUUCCAAUAAAACAUUUCAACUACUACUGCUACUAUUUUAAUUUAGUUAUUUAGACAAAACGGUUUACCUUAAUAAGAGUAACAAUCAAAGCUUUUUUCCAUGAACUAGUUUCAAAAUUGAUAUCGUUGCAAAUCUAGAGCAAAUCUUGAAAUCCUCUCCUAAGACUGAACUCUUUCCUAACCAAAACCCUUGCGUUCUACUGGCACUACCAGUGUUUCAAAAACCACUCCAAUCAGCAGAGGUUGAUAAAACCAUAAUUUGACAAAUCAUUAAAAUCCAUGGUUUCAUCACUCAUGGUUUUUUGGCUCCUGAGGAGUGAAAACCACCAAGGAGUGAAAACAGGUUACUAGAUUAUAAUUGCAGCAUACAGUUUAAAAGCCCGAGCUCAAUUUAGAUUUUUAAUUUUCAUUUUAUCAAGCACAAAAGCAAAACAGAUCCUUGGUACAGUUCAUGGCGAAACCUUCUUUUCGAGAGACCUCGAAGGCUAGUAUUCAAUGGUUACGUACUAGGCUAGGCUUAGGCCAUUACAGUAAUAAAUAGUACACCUGUUUUGCAUCCUUCCACUAUGCAUUUGAAUUUUUGGAUUUCAUCACUUCAGCAGAAACUGUUUGGACGGACAAUCAUCGGUCCUUAUUUUUUCAAAGAGGGAGAGACCAUCGACAACACACGCUACUGUUGGAAUUAAGCGCACUUUGUCUGUCCAGAAAUGCAUAAAGAAGGUCUGAAAAACUUCUAUUUUCAACAAGACAGGGCACCUUACCACACCGCAAUCAAGUUCUUACAGAGCAAAUUCCCAGGACGCGUUGUCUCAAAAAUAGUGAUUUGGAAUGCCCUCCUCGUUCUCCGGAUUUAACGACGUCAGACUUUUUCUGUGGGGUUAUUUGAAAAGUGAAGUGUAUUCUAGCUAACCUAAGUAUCUUGACGAACCUAAAGCUAAUAUACGAGCUGAAAUUGCGGCGAUUAAGCCUGAAACGCUGUCCAUUGUCAUGCAAAAUGCCCGCAAAAGAGCUGCUUUUUGUGUUUCAAAUGGGGGUGGUUAUUUACUCGACGUUGUAUUCUAAACCUGGUUUAUAAUAAAUGGGAUAAAAUAUCCUAAAAAAACUUGUUUACUUGUGAAAACGGCUAAAAAAAGGCGGAGUUGUUCAAUGUUGAAAAAGAAUACAUCCAGCUGGCGCACCCUGUACAAUCUGCUGGGAUAAUUGAGAUAUUAAACAUACAAAUCUUGAAGCCCUACUAGCAAAGUUUGAAAUUAAAUUCGGUCUAUAAGCGGCGCCAGAAGAAGAAUCAAAAACCGGAGUGGACAAGAGGAGCCAAAACCAGGAGUGAAAACCAAAGAGUCAAAACCAACUUGGAUUGCUUUGAUUUUUUUACUCACUCCUAGAAACGUGCAUAACAAUGAUUGGUUUCCACCGCUCCUUUGGAAACAGGCUCCUUGCUGUGAAAAGUGUGGUUUAUAUGAAACACUGGGCACUACUGAUAGUUUUUAAUUGGUUUUUUUUUAGAAGACAGUGACAAAUAAUUUCGAUUCUAUUUUAACGAUGAUUCAUGCGAAUAUAAAUGCGGUAUAAUAUUCCACUUCACUAGCUGACUAUUAGGAAACAUUCACAAAUUUGACCAUACCUAUAAUUGAAUUUAUUGCAGACAAAGAAAUGUGUGAUGAUGGUUCUCCCUUUGGAGGACAGGGAAAAAUUUCUGCAAAAUUUUAGCAUGGUGAAAUUUGUGAAUAUCAUAGACACCGUUGCACUCGAAAAGUGACGCAUGCUUCGGGGACGUUGAUCCGUGAAUAGGUCUAUCACAAAAAAAAACAAGACAAAUCGAAUUCUCUGUCAAAUUACUAUAUAACGAACGCAUAAACAAAAAUACAAAUCAUUCACUGAAAGCGGAAAUGGUAAAUUAUUUCUUACUUCCGACUCCGAAUACACACCUAAUAUAAAUAUAUUUUUGAGCGUAUAAAGGAAGUAAAAUCAUGUUGACAUGUAUUCUACAUUGAGUGUAUAAGGAAGUACGAGUAAAACAGUUGGCCAGCAGUGAAACCUAUCCGCACAAAUACAAAGCAAAGCAAAACUAUAGAAUAAACAAUGGGAUUAGAAAUCAGCCCUCCUGUUAUAAUGAAAUGUGUAUUUUAUAUGGAUGUUUUUUGCUUAUACGUGGAACAGAACUCGGGACACCAUAGCCCCAAACACUCAGAAGUUUAUUUUCCACAAAAUCGAAAUCAAUUUGUUCCCGCAUUAUUUCUCCCCUUUGCUCGUCUGAAUAAAGGCAGGAUAUCAUGUUUUGAUAAGACAUAUAUUUAA